UCCAAUGGCCUUGGGAAGAAGAAAAAGAAGCAGUAAAAGAAGAAAGAAUUGAAGAACGCCCUUUUAAAUCGGCUCCACGGGCUCCGGGAUACGCGCGCACGGCGGCCAGGGCCCCGGCGGCCUCGGUGGCAUGCUCGUGGACUUGCCCCUGGAGGGCGCCCUUCACCACGGCCACGGCGCGCACGGCGCGCUGGGUGCCUCGGCCAGCGGCUCGGACCGCGCGGACGUGUUCGGCCUGGGCGCGCUGCCCCUUCCCGUCCAUGGCGAGAGCUCGCCCGUGCUCAUGGACCGCUUCACGUGCGGGCUGUGGGCCUCCUUCGCGCUCGCCUCCGUCUUCGUGGCCGGGACCAAGUUCUACCUAGACUUCCAGAGCUCCGGCAUGGAGGCGAUGGUGCUGUCGCUGCUGCUCAUGAUCUUCCUCAUGGUUGGCUGCACGGCCUCUAUAUGCCGCGCCCGGGUCAACUCCCAGCUCGCGGCGGCCGCGGCGGCGGCCACUGCCUCGGCGCUCAGGGGGGAUACGGGCUCGUCCGGCCUGCGCCGGACCCACCUCGGGGACUCCGACGAGCUCGUGGAGGUGGUGAUCGACCGGCCGCCCAUGUCGAUGGGCAUGGAGAACGUGCCCUGCGUGGCGCUGGCGUCCGGGCAGCAGACCCAGCAGCACCAGCUGCUGCAGCAGGUGCAGCAGGAGCAGCUGGCAGAACAGCAGCUGAGCACGGAGCCGCCGCCGCCCUACCACAUCGCCAUGCUGGACGAGCAGCCUCCCCCUGCCUACGAGAAGGUCGUCACGUAGGUGACCCCGGCCCAGGCUGCGGGUGCUCCGGUUGUGAUAAGUCUUCCCCUGGUGACCAGUGUCGGGCCGGCCCUCUAAGUCACACUCGCCAGAAGAACUUUCUGUGGCCGCGAGUAUUCGAACACGGUGCCGUCAGAGUUUGUCAGUCAUCGCUCCUCUUCUCACGACACCCAAGUGUCGCAUUCGUGUUCAAAUACGGGAACAAGCGGGGCGUGAUCCCUCGAUUUCUUCCCUUUUUUUAAGUUUAUUGUAUUUUUAUCCCCCUGGCUCUCCUCUCCGCUUGUCCUACCCCUGCCUGUGUUGUUGUUCUCGUUCUGAGCGAGAGGGGGAGAGGCGCAAAGUUCACACCCCUGCAACAUGCAACACCCCCCAUAGCUGCCUGCGUGCAGCGCUAGUAUAAACUGUGAUUUAGAGUAAGAAUUUAGACA
Molecule: messenger RNA, 1218 nt
Organism: Frankliniella occidentalis (western flower thrips)
Lineage: Eukaryota; Metazoa; Arthropoda; Insecta; Thysanoptera; Thripidae
Exons: 4
Coding region: 131-790 (219 amino acids)
Source: RefSeq, a predicted model, not a curated record